Copidosoma floridanum is the source of this 854-nucleotide messenger RNA. RefSeq names its product glutathione S-transferase. Gene Ontology annotation, molecular function: glutathione transferase activity. The record is from RefSeq and is a predicted model, not a curated record. Gene Ontology annotation, biological process: glutathione metabolic process. Lineage: Eukaryota; Metazoa; Arthropoda; Insecta; Hymenoptera; Encyrtidae.
UCAUUGAGUACCAUUACUCCGGCUCUCGUGCACGUAUAUCCAGUACAACUCGAUUUUUUUUUUUUUUUUCUCUUCUCCCGUAAACAAAAAAUAAAAUGCCGGACUACAAGCUGUGGUACUUCAACAUUACCGGUCUCGGUGAGCCGAUCCGAUUCCUCAUGAGCUACGCCGGCCUGGACUUCAAGGACCACAGGCUCAGCUUCGAGGAAUGGCCCCAGCACAAAUCGAAAAUGCCGAUGGAGCAGAUGCCGAUUUUAGAAAUCGACGGCAAAGUUUACCACCAGACCAAAGCCAUCUGUCGCUACUUGGCGAAGCAGUGCAAGCUCUACAGCUCCGAUGAUCUUGAGGCUUUGGAAAUCGAUGGCAGCAUCGACGAUAUCGAUGACAUGAGGAUCCAUUGCAUGAGAUUUUUCCGCGAGGACGACGCCACAUACAAAGCGAAACUAAAGGCCGCGGCUCUUGAAAAAAUGCCCUUUUAUCUGGGCAAGUUCGAAGAGAGGGUGAACAAGAACGGCGGCUUCUUCGUUGGCAGCAAGAUGACUUACGCGGACAUCUACUUCACGCCGGUCAUCGAUUUGCUCACUCACUUCUUGGAGCACGACUACCUCAAGGACUACCCAGCCUUGAAGAAGUUACACGAUACCGUUUCGGCACAUCCCAAAAUCAAGGCUUACCUCGACAAGAGACCGAAAACUGCGUUCUAAAUUGAUAUCAUAAAACCUUUUCUUUUUUUUCUCUUUUUUUUUUUUUUUUUUUUCUAUCAAUCCAACGUUCUAUUUGUACUGUUGCAGAGCGAAAAACUUUGAUGAAAAAUAUUAGAUUAAAGAUGGAUAAUUAAACAGUAUUGUUUAUAC